Physeter macrocephalus (sperm whale) is the source of this 954-nucleotide messenger RNA. It is a transcript of the gene GPR31, whose product is annotated as G protein-coupled receptor 31. Bases 1 to 954 code for a protein of 317 amino acids. The record is from RefSeq and is a predicted model, not a curated record. Gene Ontology annotation, cellular component: membrane. Lineage: Eukaryota; Metazoa; Chordata; Mammalia; Artiodactyla; Physeteridae. Gene Ontology annotation, molecular function: bioactive lipid receptor activity. Gene Ontology annotation, biological process: G protein-coupled receptor signaling pathway; negative regulation of inflammatory response. The transcript has a single exon.
AUGCCGCCACCCAACUGCUCGGUGGCGCCCAGCUACGCGGCGGAGGCGGCCGCAGCCUCGCUGCUGCUGCUGGAGUGCGCCCUGGGCGCGCUGGGCAACGCCGCGGCGCUCUGGACCUUCUUCUUCCGUCUGAAGGUGUGGAAGCCCUACGCCGUCUACCUGUUCAACCUGGUCCUGGCGGACCUCCUGCUGGCUGCCUGCCUGCCCUUCCACGCCGCCUUCUACCUGCGGCACAAGAGCUGGGGCCUGGGACGUGCGUCCUGCCAAUGGAUGCUCUUCCUGCGGUCCCUGUGCCGCGGCGCGGGGGUCGCCUUCCUCACCACCGUGGCCCUGGACCGCUACCUCCGGGUGGUCCACUCGCGGCUCAAGGUCAACCUUCUGUCCCUGCGGGCGGCCUGGGGCAUCUCGGUCCUGGUCUGGCUCAUGACGGCAGCCCUCACCCUCCAAAGCGUGUUCCUCUCUGAGGACGAGUGCCCCGGUCCUGAGCCCAGGACGGGGUCCUCCUUCGGCCUGAUCUGGCAGGAAGCCCUCUUCUUCCUCCAGUUUAUCCUGGCCUUCGGCCUCAUCCUGUUCUGCAGUGCCGGCCUCAUCAGGACUCUCCAGAAGCGGCUCCGAGACCCACGCAAGCAGCCCAAGCUGCAGAGGGCCCAGGCGCUGGUGGCCGUGGUUGGGGUGCUGUUCACGCUGUGUUUCUGCCCAGCUUUCCUGGUCCGCAUCCUACUGGCCGUGUUCCGAGGGGCGCUCAGCUGCGGGGUCCUGAGCUCCAUGGUCCACGCCGCUGACGUGACCGGCAGCCUCACCUACCUGCAGGGCGUGCUGAACCCCGUGGUGUACUGCUUCUCGAGCCCCGCCUUCAGACGUUCCUACCGCAAGCUCUUCUACACCCUCACCCUCAGGGGCCGAAAGCAGGAAGCAGAGGCUCCAGGCUGUGAGCUCAGAGACUCUUACUCCUGA